GAAUUGUUGAAUUCACAUAACUUUGGUACCAUUGAAAAUUCCAAAUUGUCUAUGUGAGUCUGUCACAUGUGUCUAAAACCACGAUGGCAAGGAACUUCUAUUUCUCUGUAUAAAUAUGCUCUGAUUCAUACUCACUCCUCUCAUCCCUUGACUCAAUCACUUCUAUUCCCACCAUUAAGUUGAAACUCUUUCUUUUCUUCUCUUUUCUCUUCGUCUUCGUUUAUGGACUAUAAACAUACACACUAUGGAAGGAGGAGUGCCAGAAGCUGAUGUCUCUGCUUUCAGAGAGUGUUUGGCACUUUCAUGGAAGAAUCCUUAUGUUCUUCGUCUUGCUUUCUCUGCUGGAAUUGGUGGCCUUCUCUUUGGCUACGACACAGGAGUAAUAUCCGGGGCUCUUUUAUAUAUUAGAGAUGAUUUCAAAGCUGUGGAUAGAGAGACAUGGCUACAGGAAGCCAUAGUGAGCAUGGCACUAGCCGGAGCAAUAAUAGGAGCCUCUGUUGGAGGAUGGAUCAACGAUCGAUUCGGAAGAAGAAAAGCAAUAAUUCUUGCCGAUACACUCUUCUUCAUUGGAUCAGUUAUCAUGGCUGCUGCAACAAAUCCUGCAAUUCUCAUCGUGGGUCGAGUUUUCGUUGGACUCGGCGUUGGAAUGGCGUCGAUGGCGUCCCCAUUGUACAUCUCGGAAGCUUCUCCGACCAGAGUUCGCGGUGCUCUGGUUAGUCUCAAUGGAUUCCUCAUCACUGGUGGACAGUUUCUGUCCUACCUCAUCAACUUGGCUUUCACAAAUGCACCAGGAACAUGGAGGUGGAUGUUAGGAGUGGCUGCACUGCCGGCAUUAAUACAAAUAGUUUUGAUGACUAUGCUCCCAGAAUCACCUCGUUGGUUAUUCAGAAAGGAAAGAGAAGAAGAAGCGAAAACAAUUUUAAGAAGAAUUUACCCUCCGGAGGAUGUUGAAGAUGAAAUCAACACACUUAAGGAGUCAGUGGAGAUGGAAAUCAAGGAAGCUUCAAACUCAGAUAAGGUGAGCAUAACAAAAAUGCUGAAAACAAAAACAGUUAGAAGAGGCUUAUAUGCAGGAAUGGGCCUCCAAAUCUUCCAACAAUUCGUUGGCAUCAACACAGUUAUGUACUACAGCCCCACAAUCGUGCAACUAGCUGGAUUUGCAUCAAACAGAGUAGCACUCCUUCUUUCUCUUGUAACUGCUGGUCUCAAUGCAAUUGGUUCAAUUAUGAGCAUUUACUUCAUUGACAAGACUGGCAGGAGGAAGCUUCUUUUGUUCAGCUUGUCCGGCGUUGUGGUGUCCCUUGUUGUCUUAACUGUUGUGUUCCAUGAGACCACCACUCACUCUCCGAUGGUUAGCCCCGCCGACACGGCGCUAUUUAACAAUGCUACUUGCCCUGCUUUUAACGGUACUUUGGAUUCUGUCGGAUCUGCUGGUGGAUGGGAUUGUAUGAAGUGCCUUAAGGCUUCUCCAAGUUGCGGAUUCUGCGCUUCUGGAUCUAAUAAGAUCUUACCUGGAGCAUGUUUGAUCUCAGGCGACACAACAGAAAAGCAAUGUGAAAAUAAUGAGAGAUUAUGGUACACAAGGGGGUGCCCAAGCAAAUACGGUUUUCUUGCACUAAUAGGCCUUGCACUUUACAUAAUUUUCUUCUCACCAGGAAUGGGAACUGUUCCAUGGGUUGUGAACUCUGAGAUCUACCCUUUGAGGUACAGAGGGAUAUGUGGUGGAAUGGCAUCAACUUCAAAUUGGGUUUCUAAUCUAAUUGUUGCUCAGUCCUUUCUGUCACUCACAGAUGCUAUUGGCACUUCUUACACUUUCAUGAUCUUUAUAUUUAUCACCACUGCUGCCAUUGUGUUUGUUUUGAUCUUUGUUCCGGAAACUAAAGGGCUUCCCAUUGAGGCUGUGGAAAAGAUGCUUGAUAGAAGGACUUUGAACUUCAAGUUUUGGCAGGGGAAUCAUGAUGAUGAUGGUGAUGAUGAAGUAAUGAAACAAAAGACUCAGUCAGUUUGAGUUAGUUAUGUGUUGUGUAAUGUCGUCAUGGCACUACUAACAGAAAGAUAUAACAUGUUUAAUUAGCAUUAUAGAAUUAUUAUGAUUAUGAUUAUGGUCAAAUCUUGUGUAGAGAUUUCAAAUAAAUAAUUAGUGCUAUGUAUAUAUUAGAAGGGUAAUGUUAGAUAGCCAAAGAAUAAUUAUA
This is a messenger RNA of Arachis stenosperma, 2192 nucleotides long. RefSeq names its product probable inositol transporter 2. Gene Ontology annotation, cellular component: membrane. Gene Ontology annotation, biological process: transmembrane transport. Gene Ontology annotation, molecular function: myo-inositol:proton symporter activity. NCBI's taxonomy places the organism in Eukaryota, Viridiplantae, Streptophyta, Magnoliopsida, Fabales, Fabaceae. The record is from RefSeq and is a predicted model, not a curated record. The transcript has 6 exons. The coding region runs from base 245 to 2008 and encodes 587 amino acids.